GUAGCUGGAGGUGUUUACGAAAUGUUUAUAUCGAUAGCCCAGUUAGCUAAUUUGGGGCACCAGUAGAUGCGUCACCCUUAAAAAGGUCAUCCUGUCACAAGGCACUGCAUGAUGGAGAUGUGUGACAUGUCAUGGGAGUUGGUUAAAUGAGGAAGACUAGGCAAUUAUAAAUGAAACUCUCAGGUACAGUGGCUAAUUCUCUGCACCGUAUACCGCCACCAGUUUUAUCAUGGAUGUAUUGUUGCAUUACAGAGUCAACGAAGGCAACUUGGAUGAGUUGGUGGACAUAGCGGAAAGGGCCCUGGAGGACUUCCCCCAUCGCGUUUUACCCCUGUUUACCCCUUGGUUCCCAUCCGGCAGUGAAACAUCAUUGCCGUUUAAGCCCCGGAAGUCCCCACCAGUUGUUUCUGCUGAAGACCUGAAACGAAUCCAGUUCUAUUUGUGGUGCUCUGAGAGGUCUUCCAGGGGUGGUGGGGAGGCGGAGGACCUGAGGGAAUUCUCCACGGCCGAUUUGAGACGCUCUCUCCCACGGCAGCGAGCAAAUUCAGAGUUUGCCGAUGCGACGCACCACGACGAGGCCGCCGCGACAGAGAGGAGGCCGAGAAGGUCGUGGAGCGUCGUCUCUCUGGGGGGUGUCCUGACUGAAAACAUUCGCCCGUUCUCCGGACAGUUCCAGAUGGUCGUGGAGCGACUGGGACUCCACUCGUUGCAGAGAGCCAAGUGGAUCAUCGGAGAGUUCAACUGUGUCGCAAGCGAUCUGGAACAUGUAUGGACUGUUUUGAUACAGGCCAUGAGACAGUCCAAGCUCCCCACUUGCAAUGCCAACAUUCAAAGGCAGUUGGCACAGAUAUGGGUUUUCUGUGACGUUUUAUACUGUGAAUAUGUCGGUCAUUUUCUGAAGCAAGAGUUUCAGCUAUCUGGACAGAUCAGUCUAACAGUUCAUAAGCAGGGAACUAUUUUCAGCUUAUAGUACAUUGUGAUAGUCAUGA
Megalops cyprinoides (Indo-Pacific tarpon) is the source of this 989-nucleotide messenger RNA. RefSeq lists its product as uncharacterized. Lineage: Eukaryota; Metazoa; Chordata; Actinopteri; Elopiformes; Megalopidae. The transcript has 2 exons. Bases 230 to 970 code for a protein of 246 amino acids. The record is from RefSeq and is a predicted model, not a curated record. Gene Ontology annotation, biological process: positive regulation of double-strand break repair via nonhomologous end joining; negative regulation of double-strand break repair via homologous recombination; positive regulation of isotype switching.